AUCAAAAUGUUUGUUGCGCACAUUUUUGAAAUCGUGAAUUAUUCAGAGGCAUAAUCCUCUCACGGGAAUAUGUGACAUCAAAAAACGUGAAUUGUUUUGAUUUAUUCUGGGGUUUGCUCUCUCAGAGGAAAGCUGCUGCUGUUGGGUUCAUCAAGUCCGUGUGAGUCUUGAUAAGUCAUGUGGAGGAGCCCAGUAAUCAGCAUUCAUGUAGUGUCAGAUCCUCCCGAGCUCAUCCUAUCCACUCUCCCUCUGUCGGUGUCUCGUGCUGCUGUGACUCGCGCAGGGCGGUUUCUGAUUGGCUGCCGGCGGACACCCGGAGCAGGUAGCUCUCCUCGGUGCUGAAAUCGCUGCUCGUCGUGAUAAUGUAAACGGCGAUGAGGCCAAACGGAGCGUCAGUCAGUAAACACCAAAAUGGACGAUGAUCUGUUCCAACUGAGACAGCUGCCUGUUGUCCGCUUCCGUCGCACAGGUGAGAGCGCACGCUCCGAGGAUGAUGGCGAGAAUAGAGAGCAGGUUAUCAGGAUUGCAGAGCAGACUGACCUGGAGUCUGUGGCACUUGCAGACAGAGCUCCUGUUCCUCGGGAGUUUGCCAAUCCAACUGAUGACACAUUCAUGGUAGAAGAUGCUGUAGAGGCCAUCGGCUUUGGCACGUUUCAAUGGAAACUCUCCAUCCUCACUGGUCUGUCCUGGAUGGCGGAUGCUAUGGAGAUGAUGAUCCUCAGUAUCCUAGCCCCACAGCUCCACUGUGAGUGGAGGCUGCCCAGCCUAGAGGUGGCACUGCUAACAUCGGCAGUGUUUAUUGGGAUGAUGAUCAGCUCCUCACUUUGGGGGAACAUUUCUGACAAAUACGGCAGAAAGACAGGUCUCAAGAUGAGCGUGCUGUGGACUAUGUUCUAUGGCAUGAUGAGUGCAUUUGCACCUGUCUAUGGGUGGAUCCUCUUCCUCCGUGCACUGGUGGGCUUUGGCAUCGGAGGAGCCCCACAGUCGGUGACACUGUAUGCUGAGUUUCUGCCUAUGAAGUCCAGAGCCACAUGCAUUUUGUUGAUUGAGAUAUUUUGGGCACUGGGCACUGUGUUUGAGGUCCUCCUAGCAAUCCUGGUGAUGCCCACUCUGGGCUGGCGUUGGCUGCUUGGCCUCUCCACCAUUCCUCUCUUCAUCUUUGCCUUCCUUUGUUUUUGGCUACCAGAGAGCGCUCGAUACGACGUGCUGACAGGAAAUCAGGAGAAAGCUCUGGCCACAUUGAAGCGCAUUGCUACAGAGAAUGGAGCACCCAUGCCACUGGGAAAACUUAUUGCUGCCAAACAGGAGGACCGUGGAAAGAUUCAAGACUUAUUUUCAUCACACUUUCGUUGGACAACAGUUCUGCUGUGGUUUAUUUGGUUUGCAAAUGCCUUCUCUUACUACGGACUGGUGCUGCUCACUACAGAGCUGUUUCAGGAGGGAGGUGCAUGUGGAAUGUCCAAAGGUAGCAAGACGGAGCCCCGAUGCAGCUUGGAGUGUAAAUAUCUGAACUCUGAUGACUACAAAGACCUGCUAUGGACCACCUUAUCUGAAUUUCCAGGACUGCUGGUGACACUGUGGGCUAUUGAUCGACUGGGAAGGAGGAAGACCAUGGCGCUGUGUUUCUUUGUCUUCUCUAUGUGCAUCAUUCCUCUCUAUGGCUGUGUCGGGAGAGCAUUCAUGACAGUGUUGAUAUUCAUCGCCAGAGCGUUCAUCGCAGGGGGAUUUCAGGCUGCUUAUGUGUACACUCCAGAGGUGUACCCAACAGCGACCAGAGCUUUAGGUCUGGGAACAAGCAGUGGAAUGGCCAGAGUUGGUGCCCUCAUUACACCUUUUGUUGCACAGGUGAUGCUGGAGUCAUCUGUGUACCUGGCUCUGUCCGUGUACUGCUGCUGCUGCCUCCUAGCUGCUAUCGCCUCUUGUGCACUGCCAAUUGAGACAACAGGCCGGGGCCUGCAGGAGUCCAGCAACCGCGAAUGGGGCCAGGAGAUGGUGGGCCGGGCCUCCUCCCUCAGCUCAGGGGGAAUCCCCCCAUCCAGCUCUGACUCCCAGGGCUGAGGACACGUCGGCUAGAGGACAACUGAGAGAGGUGACCACAGUGAAGAAAAAGAGGCGAGGAGAGGCAGAAUAAAAAAAGCUGGACCAGCUUUCUGUGCCCAUCUCCAGUCCCAUCCUAUGACUCUUCAGUUUAGGCACCACGGUGGCUUCAGAGAGCCAGGCAGCACAAUAUUAUAUAUUAUAUUAUAUAGUCCUCAACCACCAUUGCUGUCACAAUUUUGCCACUGAAUAACUGCACACAGGGUGAAUGGAAAGACCAAAAUGACCUACGUGAGUGCAAGAUUGAGAAAACAAAUGGUGGACAUUAUGUGAAACAUCCUUUGACAAGUGAGAAUUCAAAUACUUCAAGCAAAGUGUCUGAAUCCUGCUUUUCUUAUGCAAGUGAAGCAAAGAAGAAUGAAGAGGGUAAAGCUUUGAAUGACCAUCUUCGUUUCAAAGAGCCUUAAAACUACCUAUUCUAUUUGUGUUUGAGAGACCUUCUCUUAAAGAAAACUGUGUCUGUUAGCGUACAGGAAAUAGGUGCGUAGGUAAAAAAAAAAAAAAAAAAAGCAUCGUCUUGUGCACAUGAAUUGUCUGUUUUAAUACACAAGCUUCAUAAAAAGUGCAUUGCAGGAGCAAGGAACAGUUCCACAUCAUCCAAUCAACAGACCAUCAGUUUAAAUAAGAUCUGGGGUUACUUCAUUUAACGUUCACUUCUGUAAAGGCAGUGAAAGGACAUACUGCACAGUAUCCACUGUGUUAAACAUGUUAUUUUUUCUUGUGUCAGUGUUAUUUCAUAUUUCAACAUGGAUGGUAUUUGUUUUCUGCUAAAGAAACAAGGAUUAUUUUGUGGGCAUUUCUUUUACAACCUGACAAACCUGCUGACGCCUUCAUCAGAGCAUAAUAACA
Molecule: messenger RNA, 2946 nt
Organism: Epinephelus fuscoguttatus (brown-marbled grouper)
Lineage: Eukaryota; Metazoa; Chordata; Actinopteri; Perciformes; Serranidae
Gene: svopa
Product: SV2 related protein a
Exons: 17
Coding region: 412-2058 (548 amino acids)
Biological process (GO): transmembrane transport
Cellular component (GO): membrane
Molecular function (GO): transmembrane transporter activity
Source: RefSeq, a predicted model, not a curated record